Molecule: messenger RNA, 705 nt
Organism: Chelmon rostratus (copperband butterflyfish)
Lineage: Eukaryota; Metazoa; Chordata; Actinopteri; Chaetodontiformes; Chaetodontidae
Product: putative olfactory receptor 13C6
Exons: 2
Coding region: 10-705 (231 amino acids)
Biological process (GO): G protein-coupled receptor signaling pathway
Cellular component (GO): membrane
Molecular function (GO): G protein-coupled receptor activity; olfactory receptor activity
Source: RefSeq, a predicted model, not a curated record
CAGUAAACAAUGAUCAAUGCAACCAUUUUAAGUGUAUUUUCCUUAUCAGGAUUAAAUGACAUGACGACAAAGCACAGAGUCACUCUUUUCUCUUUCACCUUGUUGUGUUACAGUGUGAUUUUGCUUGUAAACGGUGCUCUGAUUGUUAUUAUCAUACUGGAGGCAAAACUUCAUGAACCCAUGUACAUCUUCCUAUGUAAUUUGUGCAUUAACAGUCUUUAUGGGACAUCAGCCUUUUACCCCAAAUUCCUUUUUGACCUAUUGUCUAACACUCAUAUUAUAUCUUAUACAGGUUGCCUGUUGCAGGUAUUUGUUAUAUACUCCUAUAUAUCAAGUGAUUUUUCUGUUCUAGCCCUGAUGGCCUAUGACCGAUACAUGGCUAUAUGUCGACCACUGGAGUAUCACUCUGUUAUGACUAAACAUAGGGUUAUGUUGUUGGUGUUUUUCUCCAGACUUGUACCUCUCCUCUGUCAGACUAUUGUGAUGGUAAUGACCUCUAAACUGGAAUUAUGUGGCUUGCACAUAGAAAAACUUUAUUGUGAGAACUGGUCAAUCCUCAAACUGUCCUGCAAUUCAGUAACAACAAAUAAUAUUGUCGGCUUUAUCGUCAUAUUUUUGUACUUUGGCCAUGCAUUCCUGAUAUACUGCUGCUUCUACCUGGUCGCACAUGUGUUGACAACACCUUUACACAGCAGAACAUGUUAA